AUGCGCAGCUUUUGUGCGCUCGAUCGACUGGGACGUCCCGGCCACAGGGGGGCACAGGAUUCAAAAAGGGACCACCACACCACCACUACCACCAUAUUUGUGAUGGGGCCAGGAAUCCGAUUCACAUCUGGCAGGGAAUCGACCCCUGCAAUCAUUUUCAGGGGUCAAGCAGCUCUGAAGGCUCCAGCGCUCACGAACCGUUGGCGAUUGCUACGCCGUUGUAGUUCAGAGCGAAUGAUGCUUCGUCUCACCAGGGAUCAAUAUGGAUCACUGCUUAUCAAUUUUCGCUUGUUCCAGCCCAAGCAACGGCAGAAAGAAAGGUUGAGUGGCACCAAGUGA
Durusdinium trenchii is the source of this 339-nucleotide messenger RNA. The record is from the annotation of a GenBank genome assembly. Lineage: Eukaryota; Dinophyceae; Suessiales; Symbiodiniaceae.